Messenger RNA from Closterium sp. Yama58-4, 1950 nucleotides. Lineage: Eukaryota; Viridiplantae; Streptophyta; Zygnematophyceae; Desmidiales; Closteriaceae. The record is from the annotation of a GenBank genome assembly.
AUGUCUCUCCUCGGCGUAUACAAGCACAUCCUGGAGGGACUGAAGUCGAAGCUCAGUGAGGCCACCCUUCGGGAGCUCGACGCUUCUCUAGAGCGGAUCACACAGUACAGCAGGCAGUCGUUCUUUCGAAUUCCGGCACACACUGCUGGCUACUUCAGCGGCCAUAACACCUUCAAGGCGUUUCAUCACCAGGCAGUGAUGCAGGUGCUGCCAGCGCUUCUAGUGAUGGCGAAAGUGGAAGAGAGGACAAUUCGAGCAGUGGAGCUGUACUGCACGUGGCACAGGGAGGCAUGGCAUCGCACGUACCACACCGACGCCUCCCUGGCGAACCUUGACGAGAUGGCGAAAACGCUUGUACCGAUGCUGAUGGACGAGUUCACAGUGGACGAUCAAGCAUCGAAUUUCAACGUGCCCAAGAUUCACGCGAUGCUGCACGUCACUGACGACAUCAGGCAGCGGGGCGUUCCGAUUCACUACUGCACCGAUGUCUACGAGCACGUGCACGUGGCAUUGAUGAAGAGACCAUACCGAGCUUCGAACAAGAGGAACGCCGAAGCAUCGAUCACACGGCGUUGCCUUGUAUCAGAGCUGGUGGAGUGGAUGAGCGCCAAAGAUGAGGUUCCUGAUGCUCAAGAACGCUCAGCCGCCCUUCAGCAGGUGAGCUAUGGUUCAAUGAACGCCUGCACUUGUAAUGUCGAUGUUCCACCAUACGGCUACGAUGCGAUGGAGACGGGAAUUUCUACUGUCACAGGAACGACAAUGAGGUUUCUAUUGGGCGACGAGCGAAACAAGAACUACCUGGCAUACGUGAUGAGCGUCCCAGGCGAGUUUGACCUUCUGGAGGAAAGUAUUGUGUCAUACCUCAAAGAGCUGCACGGCGACGAUGAGGUAGAAUAUGCGAGGAUGAUACAGGUGCAUGCCGGUGUUGCGGUACCGCCCGACGACGACUUCACCAGGGCGCAAGGUCGUCCGUAUGCAACUGAAGCCGCCAGGUUCGAUGAGGAAGCGCGCGCCGAACCAGAUGUGAACGAGGAGCUGCGAUCUGAGAAGGAGAAGGCGAAAGCGAUUGCUGGUGUUUAUCAGAAGGAGAACGGACGCCUCGCCGACGACCUGAAAAGCGCUCUCGUCCUCUUAACGCACCUUGCUAAGAAGGUCCAGCAAGUGGACCAGUCUGCUCUCGACUGGAAGAAAUACAUCAAGGAAGCGUGCGACGACUUUCUGUUCAAGAGGGUGACGCUCAACCUAAACCCUGACGUUGAAGCCAUGCUCAAUGCUUUAAUUGGCUGGCUGGCCGAAGGACUGCAAGUGGCUGUGUUUGCCAAGUCCCAGGGCAAGCUCAAGGAUGCGAGCGAGCGGUUUAACGACCGUAUUGGUAAGAUAUACCGAUUCUGCCGCUGUUACGCUUUGAGCAGGGAGCCGUGCAUCUUCAUGCGAGAGAAGCGCACCGCGAAGGGCGAGCUCACCUUCGCUGAGCUUGAUGACUUCGAAAAGCUGUGCGCGAACUACGUGAAAAACAACUCCGACAGUAAGUCUGUGACGAAUUGCACAAUAAUACCCCCGGCGUUUAUCAAGUGCGCAACCCUGUGGGACCCCGAAUUUGACGGAACGUUUCCCAUUCCCUUGUUUUCGGAUCAGCUGCUUGUUAUCCUUGCAGCGGUGCGAUUCAAGCUUCGUUAUCCGCACAGCAAAGCCCAGUUUAAGCGGUCAGGGGACCCGGCAGCUUUUUCAAGGCAGGCACGGGUGGUGCAGCGUUGGAUCAAUGAGACUGAGGUUAUUCGUGACGGGGACUGUGUUGGCAUUGGGAAGAUCUGCAUUGUAAGAUGGCGGGAGAUCCCUGAAGCCGAGCUGGAAGCGGAUGAGCUGGGUGAUUUGACCCUUGAAGAGGUCACCUCCCGGGCCUCUUAUCGCAGGGUCUACAACGAGAAUGAGGUGCAGAAGGAGAUGUUCUAG